GUGCCUGCCUUAAAAGAAGACAUGGGUAGGAACAGGAGUGAUGGUCGUAUUCCGCAAGGACACUCCGUAGCGUGGACGAUGAUUGGUCUACUCUGCGUGGUCGGCACUGUGCUAUCUUUAGCCUGGAUUAAGCUACUGAUGUCCUACGCGUCCUCUAUGAUUAGGGUCGCGCUCUGGCUUAAUGUAGGCAUGGUGUUGGCCUUCGCUGUGUCCACCUUCUCGGUCAACGUAUGGGCUGCUCUGUUCUUCCUGUUCAUGGCUGCUAUCAACGUGUGGUACAUCUACGCAGUCCAGAACCGGAUCGGCUUCGCAUCGGCCAAUUUAAAGGCAGCCUGUGCAGGUUUAAAACAGCACUCGGCCGUGUUCGUGGUGGCCUUCGUCCUAGUAUUGCAACAACUCGUCUGGAUGUUCCUAUGGGGCGUCGCUAGUUUAGGAAUGCACAAGCUCUUCGUCGAGGCAGACCCUAAUUGUGACCGAGAGAUCGAUCUCGCCAGUCGCGGCCGUAACCACGGAGGCCUCUGUGUCGGUCUACCGGCCUAUGCUGCUCUGUUCUACAUGCUGGUGAGUGUGUACUGGGGACAGCAAGUGCUGCAGAAUAUCCUGACCUGUACGACAGCUGGUGUGGUCGCGACGUGGUGGUACCAGCCUAACGCUCAGAAGGCGACGGUGGGGGCGCUCUACCGCUCCGUGACGACGAGUUUCGGCUCCAUUUGCUUCGGUUCAUUGAUUGUGGCAGUUCUCCAGGCUUUGAGGACUAUGGCGGACAUGGCUAAACGCCGUGCAAGUGAAGAGAACAAUGGAGGACUCGCCUGUCUGGCCUGUAUGGCUGAGUGUAUCUUGAGCUGCUUGGCGAACAUCGUGGAGUACAUGAACCACUGGGCCUACGUCUACGUUGGUGUGUACGGCUACCCGUUCCGCACUAGUGGCAAAGCUGUGAUGGAUUUAUUCAACAAUCGCGGGUGGACGGCAGUGAUCAACGACGAUUUGACGUCGAGUGCUCUUUCCUUUGGAGCUUUUGGGGUUGGAGUCGUCACUUGUUGCGUUGGAUUGUUGAUGGUACGUUUCUCGCCAGUGGAAUGGUUCACUGCGCUGGGCUCUCGCAUGGGCGUGUACGGCACGAUGGCUCUCAUUGGCUUCAUGGUUGGACUGAGCAUGGCAUUGAUCUUGGCUCACGUGAUCAUUGCGGCGCUACACACCAUUUUCGUUUGCUUUGCUGAGGACCCUGUUGCGUUCAACCGCAACCACCCGAAGGAAUACGAAGAGCUGGUCGCUGGCUGGCGCCAGUUCCACGGCGACGCGUUGCUAUCCGCUUAUGGUGGUUCCGUCUAAAUGCUCCAGUGCUUAAGGCGCAAGGGACUCGAUAUAUUGAGGUUGACACGGAACACAAGAAGUAAUAAACCUUGAAUCUAUAAUUUGUAUGCGUCCUGCGAUCAUGCCGUCAA
This is a messenger RNA of Phytophthora nicotianae INRA-310, 1442 nucleotides long. RefSeq lists its product as hypothetical. NCBI's taxonomy places the organism in Eukaryota, Oomycota, Peronosporomycetes, Peronosporales, Peronosporaceae. Gene Ontology annotation, molecular function: transmembrane transporter activity. The record is from RefSeq and is a predicted model, not a curated record. The coding region runs from base 22 to 1329 and encodes 435 amino acids. The transcript is spliced from 2 exons. Gene Ontology annotation, cellular component: membrane. Gene Ontology annotation, biological process: transmembrane transport.